CUAUUCCUCAUUAUUGGUCAACAAAUACUAUUUCUUUUGGAUGAAUCGAACUAUCAUUAACAUUACUGAAGAACCUAUACCAAGUUUGGAUUUUAUUACUCAGCAAGUUCAAGAUGAUGGAGCUGGAGCUAUAAGUACUUUUUCAGGUACUACACGAAAUACUUUUCAAGGAAAACGUGUUAUACAGUUAGAAUAUCAAGCAUAUGAAGGAAUGACAUACAAAGUAUUAAACUCCAUUGUUAAUGAAUCACGACAACGGUGGCAAAUACAACAUAUUGCGAUAUAUCAUAGAACAGGAAUUGUACCAGUAGGAUAUACAAGCGUUGUAGUAGCGACUAGUUCAGUACAUCGUGGUGAUGCUAUCCAUGCAACACAAUAUCUGAUUGAUGAAUUGAAAGCCCGGUGUCCAAUCUGGAAAAAAGAAGUAUAUGAAGAUGGAAGUGAAUGGAAAGGAUCAUGUAAUGGAUGUCAAUCAAAUAUGAAUUAUUUAGAUUCCUAGUUAUAUCUCAUUCAAUAAAAUAAUGUACUUUAUGAAAAACAUCAUUUAAUAAAAGUGAGAAUAAAAAAUUGGCUCAAAUUUA
Molecule: messenger RNA, 581 nt
Organism: Halteromyces radiatus
Lineage: Eukaryota; Fungi; Mucoromycota; Mucoromycetes; Mucorales; Cunninghamellaceae
Product: Molybdopterin biosynthesis MoaE
Exons: 2
Coding region: 41-499 (152 amino acids)
Biological process (GO): Mo-molybdopterin cofactor biosynthetic process
Cellular component (GO): cytosol
Source: RefSeq, a predicted model, not a curated record